Molecule: messenger RNA, 6850 nt
Organism: Pseudoliparis swirei
Lineage: Eukaryota; Metazoa; Chordata; Actinopteri; Perciformes; Liparidae
Gene: sbno2b
Product: protein strawberry notch homolog 2
Exons: 32
Coding region: 675-5534 (1619 amino acids)
Biological process (GO): regulation of DNA-templated transcription
Cellular component (GO): nucleus
Molecular function (GO): histone binding; chromatin DNA binding
Source: RefSeq, a predicted model, not a curated record
UCUGUAAACCCGGACUGAGUUGAGGUCAAGGGAAGUUGGGACAGUUGUAGUGAAUAAACAGAGGCGCCCGUGUGUGUGUGCGUCUCCAUUGUUGUGUAUUAACGUCAAGAAAGGACGGGGCGAGUACCGAGCUAACGCGUCGUUAAUGUCUCAUCAACACAUUUCGUUUUAACGUUAUUAAAACACUCAAAUGAACACGCUGGCAUGUUUGCUGAAUACAACUAUGUUAUUAACACAGUCUGAAAGUGGUAUGCGGGUUUCCUCCGCAGAUUUAACACUCGAUACGUUAAUCCAAUAACAACUGGCGGUGUACAAAACGAGCGCACCCAACAUCAGAAAACGGGCUACGAGCUAAGCUAACCUAGCUAACACAAUCGGCUACCCAAAGUGCGCCUGGUUUUAUCCAACGAGUGUCGCGUGUUGCUGUAUUUGUUUUGGGGUAAACGUCCAUUGUUGUUGUUUCUCGGGAUGCCGAAGUGGAGGUAACGGACAUUCCUCGGAGUGGACGACAUCUUUCUGGCUUAAAUGCACCGUCUGGUCGCUCGGUCAUGGAAAGCGUCCGCCGUUGUUAGAACAAAAGCACUUUUCUCGGACGCAGCCAGAGCGCCGGCGGCGGUCGGAGGGUACGCAGCCUGAAUCCAGCCGGUGGUCGUGAUGUGCGAAGCCGCGGUCUGAUGCCCACCCUCCCCUCAGCGCUGGCCAUGGACGGGGAGAACUACCUGCAUCCAGAAGGCCCUCAGCAGGACAGCAGCUUGUUCUCUGUGGCCUCCUCUAACAUGGAGAGUUCAAUAUAUGCCUCCUCUGAUUCCUGGGAAUCCUACUCUCAGCCGGCUGGAUACAGCAUACACUGCCCUAUGCAAUCUGGAAACCAGCAAUACCACUUGAACAGCAGCACCACCGCCACCACUCCGGAUGCGCACAUGGACAUGUACUCGGGAUUCCCCGACGUGGACUUCUCCAGCCUCAACCUCCCUAGGAAUGGAGAUUUCCCCCAGGACCUGUCCUGCAUUGAUGACCUCUCCACCAACUCUCUGUUCUCCUCGCCGGCCGACUCGCUGUCGGAGUACACCGACGCGCAGCCCUUCAUCAGCCCGGACAACCUGAACACGGUGCCCACCCUCUGGGACGUCAACACUAGCACCACCACCACCACCUCCACCACCACACCAGCACAGAGCCAGCUAGAGCUGAAUGGCACCAGCAGGUUUCAUGGCUUGGCCAGUUUGGAUGAUAUAACUGCUAUUAUCAGCACCCCACCUUUAGGAGGAUUCCAGCCUCAGAGAACCCAGACGCCCACCGAGGAGGAAGAGGAUGCCGAAGAAGAGGAGACAGAGGAACUGGGACAUGUAGACACAUACGCCGAGUACAGACCUUCCAAAUCCACGAUAGGAAUCUCUCAUCCUGACAUCGUGGUGGAGACCAACACGCUCUCCAGUGUCCCUCCUCCUGACAUCACCUACACGCUGUCCAUCCCCGAGCCCACUGUCAAAUGUGGCCUGCUGUCCGCUCUGCAGCUGGAGGCCAUCAUCUACGCCUGCCAGCAACACGAGGUCAUCCUCCAGAACAACCAGAGGGCCGGCUUCCUGAUCGGAGACGGGGCCGGGGUCGGGAAGGGACGCACGGUGGCCGGAAUCAUCCUGGAGAACUACCUGAAGGGGAGGAAGAAAGCACUAUGGUUCAGCAUAUCCAAUGACCUGAAAUUUGAUGCAGAGAGAGAUCUCAAAGACAUCGAUGCACUGACUAUCCCCGUGCACGCCUUAAACAAGAUUAAGUAUGGAGACACCGCUACCUCAGAAGGAGUCCUGUUCGCCACGUACUCCGCGCUGAUUGGAGAGAGCCAGGCGGGGGGGCAGCACCGGACGAGAAUCAAACAGAUCCUGGACUGGUGCAAGCCGGACUUCGACGGAGUCAUUGUUUUCGACGAAUGCCACAAAGCUAAGAAUGCCACUUCCACAAAGAUGGGCAAGGCCGUGCUGGACCUGCAGAACAAGCUGCCGCGGGCCAGAGUGGUGUACGCCAGCGCCACCGGUGCCUCUGAGCCAAAGAACAUGAUCUACAUGAGCCGCCUGGGAAUCUGGGGCGAGGGCACGCCCUUCCGGGUCUUUGAAGACUUCCUGCACGCCAUCGAGAAGAGAGGCGUCGGCGCCAUGGAGAUCGUCGCCAUGGACAUGAAGGUGAGCGGCAUGUACAUCGCCCGGCAGCUGAGCUUCUCGGGGGUGUCGUUCCGCGUCGAGGAGAUCAGACUGGACAGCGACUUCAAACUGGUCUACAACAAAGCUGCCAUACUGUGGGCGGAGGCGUUGCAGGUGUUCAUGCGUGCGGCCAACGAGCUGGGCCUGGUGAGCAGGAAGUCCCUGUGGGGGCAGUUCUGGUCGUCCCACCAGCGCUUCUUCAAAUACCUCUGCAUCGCCGCCAAGGUCCGCUGCCUGGUGGAGCUCGCCCGGAAAGAUCUGCUGGCCGGAAAGUGCAUCGUCAUCGGCCUGCAGUCGACCGGAGAGUCCCGGACCAGAGAAGUCCUGGAUGAGAACGACGGGCAGCUCGACAGAUUCGUCUCCGCAGCGGAGGGGGUAUUCCAGUCUCUCGUAACGAAGCAUUUCCCUUCGGAGAAACAGAGGAGAGAGAAAGCUCCGGGGAUUAAGAGAAAACGGAAGCCUCGAGGUCGCCAGCACAAGGUGCCGAAGCACACCGUGGACAGCGGCGGCGUGAUCAACAUCAGCGACGACAGCAGCAGCGACUCGGACGGCAUGGACACGGACUCCAACUCCUCGCCGGACUCCCUGCUCGACAACGACGACGUCAUCUUUGUCAACCACACCAGCUGCCAGGCGGCCAGGAUAGAGGAGAUGAAGCAGGGCCUCCUCAACAAGAUCUCCGUGCUGGGGAAAGAACUACCUCUCAAUACGCUGGACGAGCUCAUCGAUAAGUUCGGAGGACCAGAUAAAGUCUCCGAGAUGACCGGGCGUAAGGGUCGCGUGGUCCGGCGUCCCGACGGCAGCGUGUGUUACGAGACCCGGGCCGAGCAGGGUCUCACCAUCGACCACAUCAACAUCAAGGAGAAAGACCGCUUCAUGGGCGCAGAGAAGUUCGUGGCCAUCAUCUCGGAGGCGGCCAGCUCCGGGAUUUCCCUGCAGGCGGACAAGCGAGUGAAGAACCAGCGGCGCCGGGUCCACAUGACCUUGGAGCUGCCUUGGAGUGCAGACAGGGCCAUCCAGCAGUUCGGUCGCACCCAUCGGUCCAAUCAGGUGACGGCCCCGGAGUACAUCUUCCUCAUCUCAGAGUUGGCUGGGGAGAGACGCUUCGCCUCCAUUGUGGCUAAAAGACUAGAGAGUCUGGGAGCGUUGACCCACGGAGACCGAAGAGCCACGGAGUCCAGAGACCUGAGCAAGUACAACUUUGAGAACAAGUACGGCACCAAGGCUCUGGAUAAGAUCACCAAAGCGAUCCUCGGCCAGAUAGAGAACAAGGUGCCCCCACCCAAAGGAUACCCCGUGGGAGAAGCCCUGUUCUUCAGAGACAUGAAGAUUGGGAUGAUGGACGUGGGAAUCUUCUGCAGGGAGUCGCGCUUUGGGAUUAACACGGAGAAAGACUGCAGCAUCACCAAGUUCUUAAACCGCAUCCUGGGCCUGGAGGUCCACAAGCAGAACUACCUGUUCCAGUACUUCACGGACAACUUCGACUACCUGAUCGAGAAGGACAAGAAGGAGGGCAAAUACGACAUGGGCAUCCUAGAUCUCGCCCCGGGUAACGAUGAGAUCUACGAGGAGAAGCAGGAAACCUUCAUGACAGUUGGAAAUCCUCAGGAUGGACAGGUUGUUCUCUAUAAGAUCAGCGUGGACCGAGGCAUGCCGUGGGCGGAGGCCUACAACAAGUCCCUGAAGCUCAGCAGCCCCGAUGAGGGAUUCUACCUGUCCCUGAAGCUGCGAGGAAGCCACCCGUGCGUGCUGCUGGCGGAGCAAGGACGAGGCAAGAACCUCAUCGUGUACAAGCCCAACAUCGGCAAGCAGACGCACCCGGAGAGCCUGGACAACCUGCAGCUGCGCUACCGAAAGGUGACUUCCGAGGAAGCCAAGGACAGCUGGGAGAACCAGUUCACCUUCUCCUUCAAGAAGUGCAGCCACGCCAACUGGAAUGGGAAGUGUAAGAAAAUCGAGGAAGGUCAGGAGUGUCUGCAGGGCAUGCGGCUGCGUCAGUACCACAUGCUGUGCGGCGCGCUGCUGCGCGUGUGGAAGUGCGUGUCCGACGUGGUGUCCGAGCUCACCAGCUCCAGCAUCCUGCAGAUCGUCCGCCUGAAAACCAAACACCACAACAAGCAAGUCGGUAUCAAGAUCCCCGAGAACUGCGUGGCGCGCGUGCGCGAGGAGCUCCUGCAGAUGGACGACGAGGUGAAGCGGCGGCGGAAGGAGCGCGAGCAGCAGGCGGCGGAGCAGCAGCUGGCGGAGGAGCGAGCGCGCAAGAUGGAGCAGGAGAACAAACACCUGCUGGCCAACCUGUUCAACCAGAAGCCGAUGCUCAACCAGUCGCUCGCCCAGAGCCAGGCCCUCAAGCAGAAGCUGAGCCAGAACCAGAGGACGCAGGCGGCGGGCGCCAUGACGCAGCUGCAGCGGCUGCAGGCCCAGAGCCAGGCGGCCCUGCAGCAGAACUCGCCCCUGCUGUCCUCGCAGAGAAACCCCAGUCGAUCGCAGCAACGGACGAACAACAGCUGGGCCAACAACCGGGGCGGCGGCGGCGGCGGCGGCGGCGGCGGCGGCGGCGGCGGCCGCCGCUCCAACUUCUCCCAGUUCUACCCGCAGCCCUUCGCGACCCCGUUCCCGCCGCUGAAGAGCCCGUCGUUGCCGCCGCCCGCCGCCACCGCCACCGCCGCCGCCGCCUCCAAGGACCCCCUGGACGAGAUCCUGGACCUGACCGUGAGCUCGCCGUCGCCCGACAGCACGGAGGCGGCGGCGGCGGGCGGGGGGGGGCUGAGUCUGGACGGCAUGGCGGCGCACUCGGCGGCGGCGUUCGCCGAGGACUUCAACCUGGAGUCUCUGAUGGCUCAGACGGCGCCCAACAACGCCCAGCACGCCGCCGCGCUGCAGCCGUUCCUCCUGCAGCAGAACCUCAACCUGCUGGCCAGCAGCCGCCACCAAGACUUGAUGGACCUCCUGGACCUGCCCCUGUCCACCCAGAUGCCCGCGCAGAAAGCCAGCCCGUCGUCCUCUACCUCCUCCUGCUCGUCCUCCUCCGCGUCCUCGGCGCCGCACGCCCCCGCCGGCCUCCUGCCGCCGUCUGGCCUCCUGCCGCCGUCUGGCCUCCUGCCGCCGUCCGGCCUCCUGCCGCCGUCCUCGCCCUCCCUCUUCUCCGGCCCGCCGUCCUCGUCCUCCUCGCUGUUCUCCAACUCCUCCCCCCGCUUCUCCUCCAACUAUCUCCUCCCCCUGUCGGACUCGCUGACGUUGCCCAACGGCCACGCCGGCGCCCUGGACGUGCGCGAGGCCCUGAACAGCAUGCUGCAGGGACCGGACCGCUCGUCCGUCAUCCAGUACCGGCCGCAGGACUAAAGAGCUCACAUGGACUUUGUCUCUUUUUUUCUCCCUUUUUUUUUAUUUAGGUAAUGUUUUUGUUUUUGUCUCUUUUUUUAAAAAGCAGAUUUUGUCUCGUUUGCUGCUGUCUUACGAUCUCAACCCAGGACCUACCCCCCCCCCCCCCCUCAGGGCCUCUAGUCACUUCACUGCCUGUCCUGCACUCGGCUCACCCUUCCCAUCGAAUAGAUUUCUGCACCAAAGUGUGUGAAAGGCAGCUGUAAAACAAAAAAUAAAAGCCCCCCCCCCCCACACACACACACACACACACACACGUGAUAACUGUAUUUUAUUGAAACACGAGCUGUCAAAACAAAAAAAAGGCUCUCGCUCUCGUCCAGGUGUCGAAAUCUCUUAACGAACCUCCCGCUGCCGACUUCACGAGGUCUGAUCAGUGAAGUUUAUAGAAAGCUCUAAAAAAACAACCACCAUGCAUCUUGUUUUAGACUUCUGCUUCAUCGCCGUUACUUCUGGCCGUUGCUCUCGAGGCCGUAUGCAAGGCGCGUUCGAGCGGAACGAAAGACGGCGUCGAACUUGGAAGAUGAAAAAAAAUAGCCCCCUCCCCCCGAUGAAAUCUUUCAGCUGAUAAGCCAUGAAAUGCCUCAGUCGUCUUCUUCUUCUCCUUCUUCUUUUUGUGUUGUUGUUGUUCUUCGCUCGUAUGAACACUAGUGUGAGGGAAAAGGGGAGAGGAGGAGGGGGAGGAGCCAAGUCUGCUGUUGCAAACAGUGCCUUUUUUUGGAGAAACCUUCUAAAUGCAGUCUUUUAAGAAUCCAUGUAGCCUAAUGUAUAGAUUUGUACUCUUCAGCGUUGGUUUUCGUUUUUAAUUUAAACAUGGUAUAUUUUGUAUUUAACUUCUUUUCGCCCCCCCCCCCCCGCUCAGCAGCCCCUAUGUGCUCGUGUGAUGUCAUGUGUCCUUCUUUUGUCUCCUGUGUCCUUGUUGACGCGACGCUACACGGUCAGUACGGCGCCGGAUUAUCGAGCAGCGCGGAUAAAAAAAAGAAAAAUGUCCAAAAAUUGUAUCAACUUUUCUUUUUUUCUUUUUACCUGGCGAUAACAUUUAGCGACGCGACUCCUGGUUUGUUCGGAUAUUGAAUUUCUCAGGAAAGUCUCGAUUGCUUUUGUUGUUGUUGUUGUUUUUGUGUCAAAUUAUGAAAAUUUGUUUUUUUUCAGAAGUCUUUUAAAUACGGUGGAUGACAAAGAAUUUUAAGGUUUUAUUGUCUUCAGGGCUGAAAACGUAAAAAACGAAAAAAAGGUAUUGUCAGAGACAAAAAAAUAAAAAACAUUAUGAAAUAUUU